AUGGUCGAGGCGACAAAGGAUGUUCUUCCUCGAAAUAGCUCCGAUUUAUACGAUGAAGAUGGCCGUCCCAAGCGAACCGGGACGGUGUGGACAGCAAGUGCACACAUAAUAACGGCAGUGAUUGGGUCAGGAGUCUUGUCUUUGGCAUGGGCAAUUGCUCAGCUUGGUUGGGUUGGUGGACCAAUAGUGAUGUUAAUGUUCUCUCUCGUCACUUAUUACACUUCUAUUCUCCUUUGCGCUUGUUACCGCUCCGGCGACUCUGUCACCGGCAAGCGAAACUACACUUACAUGGACGCUAUCCAAUCCAACCUCGGUGGCGUUAAGGUGAAAAUAUGUGGAAUUGUUCAGUAUGUUAACCUCUUUGGUACUGCAAUUGGGUACACUAUUGCAUCAGCAAUAAGCAUGAUAGCAAUUCAACGGACGACUUGCCAACACACUCAUGGGGAGAAUGCAUCAUGCCAUGUCAAUGGGAAUCCUUACAUGAUUGCGUUCGGUGUAAUUCAAAUCAUUUUCUCUCAGAUUCCAGAUUUUGAUCAGUUAUGGUGGCUGUCCAUUGUCGCGGCGGUCAUGUCCUUUGCUUACUCCUCCAUUGGGCUUGGACUUGGCAUCUCCAAAGUGGCACAAAACAAAGAAAUCAAAGGCACUAUCACUGGAGUCACGAUUGGGACAGUGACACCGGCUCAGAAAGUCUGGAGAACCUUUCAGUCUCUUGGGAACAUUGCUUUUGCCUACUCUUACUCUAUGAUUCUCAUCGAAAUUCAGGACACGGUGAAAUCACCGCCUACAGAAGAAAAGACGAUGAGGAAAGCGACUCUCAUAAGUGUGGCAGUGACCACACUCUUCUACAUGCUCUGUGGCUGCAUAGGGUAUGCAGCAUUUGGGGACUCCUCACCCGGAAAUCUCCUUGCUGCUGGAGGCUUUUUAAACCCUUUUUGGUUGCUUGACAUUGCCAAUCUCGCCAUAAUAAUCCAUCUGGUCGGUGCUUACCAAGUCUAUUGCCAACCCCUCUUUUCCUUUGUCGAGAAGGAAGCCGCCAGGAGGUUUCCAGAGAGUGAGUUCAUCACAAACGAGAUCAAGAUCAAGUCCUUCAACUUGAAUCUCUUCAGGCUUGUGUGGAGGACACUCUUCGUGAUUACAACAACGUUGAUCUCAAUGCUAGUGCCUUUCUUCAACGACGUGCUUGGUCUCUUGGGGGCCAUCGGGUUUUGGCCUCUAACUGUUUAUUUCCCAGUGGAAAUGUACAUUGCACAAAAGAAUGUGCCCAGAUGGAGCACAAGGUGGGUUUGUAUGCAAGUCUUAAGUUUGGCCUGUCUUUUCGUGUCCCUAGCCGCGGCCGCAGGAUCCGUAGUGGGCAUUUCCACCGACCUCAAGACUUACAAACCUUUCAAGACGGAUUUCUGA
Molecule: messenger RNA, 1401 nt
Organism: Arabis nemorensis
Lineage: Eukaryota; Viridiplantae; Streptophyta; Magnoliopsida; Brassicales; Brassicaceae
Source: the annotation of a GenBank genome assembly